UGAAUGGAGCAUGGAGUUUGCCCAGCUUCGUUUGUGAUUUUUAUAUAGCGAUGGAUGUCACGUGUUCAACGUCCUCCAUUUUUAACUUAGUAGCAAUUUCCAUAGAUAGGUAUAUAGCAGUUACACAACCAAUUAAAUACGCGAAGCACAAAAGCAAUCGGAGAGUGUGGCUUACAAUAGUUUUAGUGUGGGUGAUAUCAGCUGCCAUUGGAUCACCUAUAGUCCUUGGUCUAAAUAAUACACCAGAUCGAAUCGAAGAUGCGUGUCUCUUUUACAACAGCGAUUUCAUAAUCUACUCUAGUCUUUCAUCUUUCUACAUACCAUGCAUCAUCAUGGUUUUUCUUUAUUAUAAUAUUUUUAAGGCUUUACGAAAUAGAGCGAUAAAAGCGCGGUUAACGCGUAAACCCCUUCCAUGUGAAAUUAAACCCGGUACUGUGAUAGAAAAUGUAGCCAACACCAGAAGAUUAGCCGAAACAACUUUAGGACCGCCACCUAUAGAUGAACAAGCUACAAAUACAGGGUCUGGAUCAGGAGACGAAGACGAAGAACCCGCCGAGCCAGAAUGCCAAAUUAUUUCUAACGACAAAAGUACUGAGUUUAUACUAGCUACCGUUGUUGAAGAAGCUGCGAUAUCGAGCGUUGUAGCGAGCUUGGCGACUCCAGCGCCUUUAGCGGAUCCAAACGGCAAUAACGAUUCGGGAUACGCGCCCAGUCAAACGGACACAAUAUUGUUGGAGAGUCCCAAAAAAACGAGGCAUCAAAUGAAAAAGAAUGGGGCGACGUUUGACACUGAGUUAAAAGACUUGGCCCUUGGCGUACUACACUUACCAAUCGUGACUGUAUCGGCGACGGUCAAUUCAGAGAUCGAGCAAGAAAGGUCUUCCGGUUCGAAAAAGGAAAGAAAAGCUUCGGCGGCGGCAAGAUUUACAAUAUAUAAAGUUAAUAAAGCAAGUCGUAAAAAAAGAGAAAAGUCGACGGCGAAAAAGGAGAGAAAAGCAACUAAAACACUGGCGAUAGUUCUAGGAGUUUUUCUCUUCUGUUGGGUGCCCUUCUUCACGUGUAACAUAAUGGACGCCAUGUGCAGUAAACUUGGAUUAUCCUGUCAGCCGGGAGUUGCAGCAUUCUUACUAACGACGUGGUUGGGAUACAUCAAUAGUUUUGUUAAUCCUGUCAUUUAUACAAUUUUCAAUCCUGAAUUUAGAAAAGCCUUUAAAAAAUUAAUGUUCCUUGGACCUUAAAGCUUCAAUCGUUAAUUUGGUUUGUUGUUGUUGCGUAGUAUAAUUGCUCAAAUGACACCUUUCGAAGUUCUUCCGUUUAUAUUUCUCUGUAGGUUUAAUUGCUCAAUUUGUUUUCAAGCCAAGGAAACACACAUAUACCGAAUUUAUUGUUAACAUAUCAUUAAGACGUACAUUUCUUAGAGUGUAUAUAACUUUAAUGGACACCACUACCUACCUAUAGAACAUUUCCGUUGUGCUUUUUUGCCGUGUUCGUCUGAUACGGAUUAAUUUCCAAAUCGCCCCUUUGUUGGUUAGAUGUGGUACAAAUUUUUGCAUCUUGUCAUAGAACUGUGAUUUAAUAUAUACGUAUUGGACGAGUACCUGUAAGACUUUUCUGUUGUACGCAAGUUUACUUGUUAUCAACUAAAGAUAAUAAUACUAACAUGUAAUGGAAUAAUAAUAUAGCUCUAAUGUAAAUAUAAUGUAAUAAUUGCUAUUGUGAUCUAACGUUAAGGAUAAGUUAAGUUAGUAUAAUGUUUUGUUUAUUUUAAGACACGGUUAAUAAUAAUAGCGUAAGGUCGAUAUCAAUAAAGUGUACAGUUUGUACAUAAAAGUAGGUACGUUAAAAAAUUGUACAUAGGCAUUCCCCAAAGCAAAAUUCGUAAAACAAGUUAUACAGUUGUGAUUCUAUAAUCACUAUUGUAUACGUGAGCCCAAUUCUACGACUGUUUGCUUUGAAAAAACUAUCCCACUGUGAAAAAUCAAAGUUUACGCUUAUCAUAAAGAUAAUGUACGUAGGUAUAUACUUAUUCGCUACAGAUGCGCUGAACAAAAAAUUUCUGUCAAAUGUAAUAAAGCUAUUUCUUAUAGAGACUA
Messenger RNA from Photinus pyralis (common eastern firefly), 2093 nucleotides. It is a transcript of the gene Dop2R, whose product is annotated as dopamine D2-like receptor. The coding region runs from base 51 to 1238 and encodes 395 amino acids. Gene Ontology annotation, biological process: adenylate cyclase-activating adrenergic receptor signaling pathway. NCBI's taxonomy places the organism in Eukaryota, Metazoa, Arthropoda, Insecta, Coleoptera, Lampyridae. Gene Ontology annotation, molecular function: melanocortin receptor activity; dopamine neurotransmitter receptor activity, coupled via Gi/Go. Gene Ontology annotation, cellular component: membrane. The record is from RefSeq and is a predicted model, not a curated record. The transcript has 7 exons.